This is a messenger RNA of Oryzias latipes (Japanese medaka), 3179 nucleotides long. RefSeq names its product paired like homeobox 2A (gene phox2a). The record is from RefSeq and is a predicted model, not a curated record. Gene Ontology annotation, molecular function: RNA polymerase II transcription regulatory region sequence-specific DNA binding; DNA-binding transcription factor activity, RNA polymerase II-specific. Lineage: Eukaryota; Metazoa; Chordata; Actinopteri; Beloniformes; Adrianichthyidae. Gene Ontology annotation, biological process: regulation of transcription by RNA polymerase II.
GCGCUGUCAUACGGAGCGCCAGCGCAGAGCGAGCUGCAGAGCAGGAAGGAGGUGAGAAGUGAGGAGGCGCACGCUCCUGCACACUGAAGGAGGAGACGAAGGAGAGCGGAAGAAAGCGUCUGGAUUACUGCUGCAACUGAACCACAAGUUCUUUGGAGGUUCUGGAGAGAAAACCCAGAGAAGGUCCCGGAAGCAGCUGCAGAGCCAGGCUUCACCUCCCCGCGUUCUUUGGACCGGUGCGCGCACCGGCUGACCUCCAUGUAUAAGAUGGAUUACUCCUACCUGAACUCCUAUGACUCCUGCAUGGCGGCUAUGGAAGCGUCGGCCUACGCGGACUUCAGCUCCUGCAGCCAGGCCAGCUCCUUCCAGUACAACCCGAUCCGAAGCGGGCCGUUCUCCAACCCGGGCUGCACCCCACUCAGCACGGCCAGUUGCACACUGGGAGCCCUGAGGGAGCAUCAGCCCACUCCUUACUCCUCAGUUCCAUACAAGUUCUUCUCGGAUCCUUCGGGUCUGAACGAGAAGAGGAAGCAGCGGCGCAUCCGCACCACCUUCACCAGUUCGCAGCUGAAGGAGCUGGAGCGGGUCUUCGCGGAGACGCACUACCCGGACAUCUACACCCGGGAGGAGCUGGCGCUCAAGAUCGACCUGACCGAGGCCCGCGUGCAGGUGUGGUUCCAGAACAGGCGCGCCAAAUUCCGUAAGCAGGAGCGCGCGGCCAACGCUAAAGCCAACAGCUCCGGCGGCGCGACGGGGGGCAGCAGCAGCUCCGGGGGCAAGAAGGCAGGAGAAGCGAGAUCUUCAUCAGACGACGACGAGUCCAAGGAGUCCACCUGCAGCCCCACGCCCGACAGCACGGCUUCCCUUCCCGGCUCCGCCAACGGAAACCUGGGGAGCCCCGCCAGCCUGAGCCCCAGCCCCGCUCCUACCAACAGCAGCUACGCCAACGCCUCCACCUCCCCGGUUCUGCAAGGGCUGAAAACGCCCAGCUGGUCCAGCCUGGGGCCUUCUAACCCGGCCGUGGCGCAGCCCGCCGCCCAGACGCAGGAGAUCCUGAAGGCCUGGCAGCCGGCGGACAGUAUGAGCGGGCCCUUCGCCGGAGUCCUGUCCUCCUUCCACAGAAAACCCAACCCCGCCAUCAAGAGCAACCUGUUCUGAAGCACAGAGGGGAAGCGCGCAGGAGCUGAGGGACUCUCUCUGAGAGCGGACCUGUCCAUAGUGCUGAAACCCCAGCUGCUCCGAGUGGACUCCGCUGAGGAUGUGGUCACAGGUGCAGCAGUGCAGACUCCACCUGUACCGCGGCAUGCAGCCCCGAGCUCGGUAGAACCCAGAGCCAAUCAUUCACAUCGACGGAAACCUUUCUAGAACAAACAGACUGAAUGAUUCAGAACCGCAGGCUCCAAAACUCAGACCACCCCUCAUAUUACAUGCAGAUCCCCCUCCCCGCACACCCCAGUUCCCAUCCGCACUCCCACGCAGCAUUGCGGGGCUUCAGAGCAGAAAAACAAACACGCAGCUCCAGUCGUUAAGCCCACAAAGCACAACCAGAUCCCAACAUGCAGAUUUACUCUUAAAAGGGUUGGGGGCAACCCCCCUCAAUCCAAUUAGUGCAGGAAGAUCUAAACCAUUGACUGUAUACCAGAACUGGACUAAGUGACCCCCCCCCCCCCCCUUCUAAACAGGAAGUGGCUCCAAGAAGCCAAAAUCCCAGAUUUCUUUUCAUUCUAUUGGUCUCUGCUACCAUUUCAACAUGUUUUUGAUCAUCCUCUUUUUAUGAAAUUUUCCUGUAGUGUAAGUUACUCAAGUAAUAAACUGACCAAUCAGAUGUCUCAAUGAAAGUAGGCGGUCUCACGUCCAACUUUCAAAACAUUUGAUUGACUGAUUUUGUGUAGCCUGCUUUCAAGUGGUAGGGGUGUGGCCUUCCAACAAACUCGCUCUUUAUCUGAAGAGCGGUUGCCAUAGAAACGAUGACCUCAGACUGACUCACAAUCACUGACAAUUGCGGAUAAUUUCUAGGUCCAACAUGGCGGCAACUGUAUUGCAAAAAAAAAAAGACUGAAUUGACUUCAUUUGGUUGGAGCUGGAAGUAAACCAUUUCCUAUGGAUGACAUCACACUCACCGAGUCCAGUGCUUGUAUACAGUCAAUGGUUGUGUCCCAAUUCCCUGACUACUCACUAGUCAGUACACUAGGGGGUUCACCAUUUUGUCAGGGUGUCCGAUUCCUAUUCCAAAUUCCAGUGCCCUGGGAAUUUCCCAGAAGUCUCUACGAAAAACCAGUGUGCAUCGAUCCACAAUAGAUUGACGCAUAUAGACCACAAUGCAUUGCUUUUGAACGAUUUUACAUUUGAAAACUCAUAGUCUUUUUAAAAUGCUUAUAAUAAUUAGGUUGUUACAUCGGUAAAUCCAUUAAAAAUAUUAGUGAGCAUGGUGUCUGAAUCGCUGAUACAAUCCAGGUUACUGGAUAGACACUAUAUCGUUUUUUAGAAGUUGGGGAGUAGGAAUGGAGAGCAGACUUAGUACAGACCCCCAACAGCUCAUCCCCCCUACUUUACUGUAUCCAGACCCACACGCCAAUCAUCCACAAGGCUGCAUUUUCCCAUCAUGCCUUUUUUGACACAGAGAACGUUGAGUCUCCGUUUUCUCUUUAGGUGGAGGAAAGGUCAGGGAGUGAAUAGUCUGGAGAUGACCCUCUAAUGCAACUUUCACUGUGCUCAAUCCUCAGCUUGUUACUACCCGGACAAAUACCAGAUCGAUCGCUUUUGUUGGGUUCAUGAUGGAUUUUUUUGUUCUUCUUGAUGUCAAUCAUUUUCUUUUCUGCAAAAGUCAAACAGGAAGCAGCUUUUUGUACUUCUGUCCUCUAAACAAAGCUGUCAAAAGCAGACAACUCUGAAGAAACUUAAUCAAAAUAGGGAAAUCUACAUGUAUUUAUUCAUAUUUUUAUUAUGUCAGUGAAAAGUGAGAAGCCCACACGUGUUUGAUUUACUACAAAAUCCUGAGAAUGUAAAUUCUGUAAUUAGUAAUAUAAAUCUUAGGUAGUUUUUUCUUGUUUUUUCAUUGUUGCUUUACAAACUUCACUGCAGAGCAUCUGUCAUGUUCGUGAAAACAGACAGGGGGUUCCAGUGAAUGAGAAGGUAUAGCACUACUCUGAAUAUUCUAAUAAAUCUACAUUAUGGAGGCA